AUGGCUAUAUUCAAGAUUCAUGAGCAAUUGGAAAAGAACAAUGGAGUAGCUCUCAAGGCAAGCAACAAGAACAAAGAGAAGAAAGCAAGUUCAUCAUCCAAGGUAACCAACAAGGAUGAUAGUGAUGAUAGUAGUGAUAGUGAAAGCAUGAAUGAAGAAGAAAUGGCUCUAUUCAUGAGGAAGUUCAAGAAAGUGAUGAAGAAGAGUGGUUUCUUUGACAAGAACAAGGACAAGAGCAAGACAAAGAGAAAGUCACAGAGGCUAUGCUUUGGAUGUGGCAAGAAAGGUCAUUUCAUUGCCGAUUAUCCGAAAGCUAAACACAAGAAGGAAGGAUCCUCCAAGUUUGACAAGAGCAAGUAUAAGAAAAAAAAUAUUGGUGAAGCUCACUUGGGUCAAGAGUGGGAUUCUAAUGAAGAAAGCUCGAACUCCGACAAAGAAGUGGGAUUGGCCACAAUGGCUAUUGGAGUGUCAACCCCCAAGUCAUCUCUAUUUGAAGAUCUUACCGAUAAUGAAGAUGACUUCACUCACACUUGCCUCAUGGCUAGAGGUCUUAAUGUAGACUCCGAUUCACCUUUUCAUAAUAAUGAUGAUGUAAAUAGUGAUGAUGAAAAGAUGAUAAAAGGUUUAGAAAAACAUGCUUCUAAAAGAAUAAUGAAACUAAUGAUAGAACUAGAAGAUAGGGAUGAGACUCUUGAGGUGCAAGAAGAGUUAUUUAGGCUUGAGCGAGAGAAAACCAUUGCUCUUGAGAAUUCUUUUAAAAAUGAAAAGAAGGGUUUCAAGAUGCAAGAGAACUUGCUCAAAGCCAAAAUGGAGAAAGUUGUUAGCCUUGAAAAAUAUCUUUCUAAAGAGAAGAUGAAAGUGGAGGAAUUAACUAAGAAACUCUCCUUAGCUAAGGAUGCUAGUGCUAAUCUUAAGAUUGCAAGAUUGAGCUCCAAGAGAACCUCACAAAGUGCAGUUCAAGAAAUAUUCAAGAAGUUUGCAACUAGAACACAAAAUGAGUUUGAAGUGAAGAUCAAGAGAGUAAGAAGUGACAAUAGCACCAAGUUCAAGAACACCAACAUUGAAGAGUAUCUUGACAAGGAAGGCAUUGGUCAAGAAUUCUCCGUCCCCACAACAAAAUAG
Molecule: messenger RNA, 1122 nt
Organism: Setaria italica (foxtail millet)
Lineage: Eukaryota; Viridiplantae; Streptophyta; Magnoliopsida; Poales; Poaceae
Exons: 3
Coding region: 1-1122 (373 amino acids)
Molecular function (GO): zinc ion binding; nucleic acid binding
Source: RefSeq, a predicted model, not a curated record